UUUUAAAAAGCCUCAUGAGGCAUAACACCAUUGCUGGAUGCCUGGUAAAAUUAAGAAAACUGGCUGCAUGAGAUGCACUCUACAUGGGCACAAGCUCUUACCUGGAAUCAGAGAACGAAAUGAGCCAGACUUUCCUUAAUUCUAAAAGUUCUCUUUUUCACUUCGAGAUGCCUUUGUAUUUCUUAUAAAUGCAAACUGACAACUCUCAAGACCACGACAGACAGAAAAUCAUUACUGCUGGAAGCCUGAAGACUGCCCUUAAUAAAGGAAAGCCCCCCCAUUGUUGUUUGAAAUGCUGAGGAAGUUGCUACGCAGGAGACUUUUUUCUUAUCCCACCAAAUACUACUUCUUGCUUCUUGUUUUUUCCCUAGUCACCUUCUCUGUUUUAAGAAUUUAUCAAAAGCCCGAAUUUGUCAGUGUUGAACAUUUGGAGCUGGUUGGAGAGAAUCCUAGUAGUCAUAUUAACUGCACCAAAGUUUUACAGGGUGAUGGAAAUGAAAUCGAAAAGGCAAAGCUUGAGAUUCUAACAGUGAAAUUUGGAAGGCGGCCUCGGUGGACAACCUUUGACUAUAUAAACAUGACUAGUGAUUGCACUUCUUUCAUCAAGAAGCGCAAGUAUAUUGUAGAACCCCUUAGUAAAGAAGAGGCAAAGUUUCCAAUAGCAUAUUCCAUAGUGGUUCAUCACAAGAUUGAAAUGUUUGACAGGCUCCUGCGGGCCAUCUAUAUGCCUCAGAAUUUCUAUUGCAUUCAUGUGGACAAAAAAUCAGAGGAUUCCUUUUUGGCUGCAGUGAUUGGCAUUGCAUCCUGUUUCAGUAAUGUCUUUGUGGCCAGUCAGCUGGAGACCGUGGUGUAUGCAUCGUGGAGUCGGGUUCAGGCUGAUCUCAACUGUAUGCAGGACCUCUACAGAAUGAGUGCAGAUUGGAAGUACUUGAUAAAUCUUUGCGGUAUGGAUUUUCCUAUUAAAACCAACCUGGAAAUUGUCAGGAAACUCAAGUCACUAAUGGGAGAAAACAAUCUCGAAACUGAGAAAAUGCCAUCCAAUAAAAAAGAAAGGUGGAAAAAACAUUAUACAGUUGUUAAUGGAAAGCUGACAAACACAGGGACUGACAAACUACAGCCUCCUCUUGAAACACCUCUGUUUUCAGGCAGUGCCUAUUUUGUGGUCAGUAGGAAAUAUGUGGAGUACGUGCUAGAGAAUGAAAAAAUCCAAAAGUUUAUGGAGUGGGCAAAAGACACAUACAGCCCAGAUGAGUAUCUCUGGGCCACUAUUCAGAGGAUCCCUGAAGUCCCAGGAUCACUGUCCCUAAGCCAUAAGUAUGACAUGUCCGACAUGCAUGCAAUUGCUAGGUUUGUCAAGUGGCAGUACUUUGAAGGUGAUGUUUCCAAGGGCGCCCCCUACCCGCCCUGCAACGGCGUCCAUGUGCGCUCCGUGUGUGUUUUUGGAGCAGGUGACUUGAACUGGAUGUUGCGCAUGCACCACUUGUUUGCCAAUAAGUUUGACACAGACAUCGACCUCUUUGCCAUCCAGUGUUUGGAUGAGCAUCUGAGGCAUAAAGCCCUGGAGACGUUAAAACACUGACCAUUCAUUGUAGGCAAUUUUAGAUAAUAAGAAGGCGACAUGAGAUGUACCCUCAUCUGAUUCUUCUGCUCUGUUAAUAAACAUCAGAAAAACAGUAGGGGUCGCUCUUUGGACCAGGGGCUCCAACUCUUCAUAUCAGAGAAGCUACAUGGUGUCUGCAGAGCAAAUUCAGUUAGUAAGCUUAUAGCGUUGAACAUUGACUUGGAGUUAACAUGAGGCCAGGGCAGGAUGUGAGGCAUUGUGGGUAGAGGUAGUCCAGGUGGCCAGGAAAGAGACCGAAUGCAAAAACAGCCUGUUAAAAAGAGCUCAGGGACUUAACAAAGCGACUAUUUGACCUGUGCCAAAUUUACUUUGAGAGCUUUAAAUAUGAUAGUUUUCCUGAUUUGAAUGAAUUUAUAGUAACAACCAAUCAUAAGGAUAUAAUUUAUAUUGUAGGUUAUAUUUGUUGAAUUAGAAAUUUGACUUUACUGUAAAGGAUUCUUAUGAAUAAUUUACUUUCUGCUGUAACAUUGCGUUGUGUAGUGUAUCUGUGUAUGUCAUCUCAGGGAACUUGAAAAAAACGGGCUUGACUAAAUAUAAAUAUUUCUGACAAAUUUUUGCUUUUACCAAUGUACAUAUGUAUGUUUUUAAAAACAAAAAAGGGCAAUUUCUAAUUUAGUUGAUUCUAUGAAUCAUCUUAGAUUAUUAGAAAAGAUAUCUUAGGUUAUUAAAAGAGUUAAGAUAUCUGUCUUUGUUAUUGUAGUUUCUACAGAGUAACACUCAAUUUUCCAAAUAUUUGUCUCUACUCCUCCCCCCAGUCUCCCCAAACCUUACUAUCAAGCUAUAUAAGAACUUGUUUUCAUGGUGCCCCAUAUUACUGCUUUAGUUCUCUUAUAUGAUCAGUUGAUUGACAAUAAUUAGCGCAGAGAACUAAAACAGAAAGGGUGAAUGAAGUAGGUAUGUGUGGGAAAGAGGAGUCAUAUUUAGACAAUUUCUGAGGCCUAUGAUGAGCGUUAAAAACCAGCAGUUGGCAAUAUUCCUGGAAAUUACAGCUGUUGCUCUUUGCUUGUGUCCAACCUCCCAGAGUCUUGCAUCCUAAUGUCAUUUGUGCCUCCAUUUGAAAGCAACUGGCUUCCACUGUCCUUGCUUCUUCAUUUUACUUGCCCACUGGUCAUUCCUUAGCCCUUGGGUUGUAAGUUUUCUUCUCCCUCAGAAGCUUUGAGGAGAGAAGAGGUGUGCUGUUGUUCCACAUGGCAUAUCUGAAGGCCUGGGAAUCCAAAAAGGACCAUUAGGUUUGGGGCAGAUUGCUUCAAUAUUGGUAUUAUUCACACCAUAUGUGUUUUACUCUACUUUUAUUCACCAAAAGAGAUGAGUUGAGGUUGCUUUUGUGCUGUCCCCUCUCAAAGUAAAUGAAGAUUAAAAAAACAUGAUAAAAAAAAUAAAAAAUCCUUGCACUUUUGCUAAGCUGAUACUGUUCAGCCAAAGCUCUAACAGGAAAUGUGAAGAUUUACCAUUUAGCCAAGAUUUUAAACAAGAGUCAAAACCAUGUACUUUAUUUUUAAAGCAUAGCCAACUUAAAUGGCACGUGAGAAAUUCAGACGGUUUUCAGGCCUUCAACUGAAAAAACAUUUUUAUUCCUCAAAGUUAGAAAACAUUUUCAUUUUAUGGAGAGCUUUGUUAUACUGAUUCUCCUGAACGAAAGUUUCACGUUUUUUUAAAAACUUUAUCAUCAUUUGUAAACAUGCAAGCAGUGGAUUGCUGUGUUUUGCAUGAUUUUAUAUGGCAGCUUUGAACAUUCUAGAGAUGACAGCAGUGAGAGUGUUGUAUGCACAGUGUUCCACUUCUACUGCUUUCUAACCCAGUUUGUUCUUUUAAUGCAUGUCAAAUGUUUUUCCCGUUCUCUCUUUUAGCAGAAAGAUUUUACCUAUAAGAUAGGGUUUUUGUUUUUUUUUAACUCUAAAACCAGUGAUACUCAAUAACACAUACUUUGUGUUUAUGUCUUGUAUUUUUACUUCAUUCAUGGUGUCUUGUUUUAUGGACAUUUUUAUUUUGAAAAUUUGCAAAUCAAUAGGAAAGUUAAAAGCAAUAGUACAGGGAACGCCAUAUGACUUUCAUCUGGAGUCACUGGUUGUCAACAUUGUGCCCCCUUUGCUUCGAAUUGUAUAGUUUUUUUGAAUUUAGCAAAAUUGAAAAUUAAAAAAAUAUAUUGACAAAUAUCCAAAGUUAUUUGAACACUCUUACUGUAGUGUGAUUGCGUUUGAUUUACAUUUGAAUUGGCACGUUUUGAGGGAUUUUUUUCCACCACAGAUAUAAAAAUAGGACUUCAGAGUCCAUUGUCCCAAACUCCACAUUAAAACUAUGGCCCCAUCGUCUUUUAUGUAGCUGUGGUAUCUCAUCUUUCUAGAACAGCAUUUGUUGAAAUGUGCCGGAACAUUACCGUAUUGCUAAUGCCUGUUAUUGGGCUUAUACAGAAUUUGUUUAUCAGGCCUCUUAUUUUUAUACCUUUCACCUUAAAGCAAACAAAAUUUAUACCCCCAGGACAAGCAAAUUGAAGAAUCAAAAAGUUGAUUUCAAAAUGAGGCCCAUAAUACAUUCAGGAGGGACAAAACACAAAUUCUUUGGGAAAGAUAAAUUAUUUAAAUUGUUUCAUAUAUGUCAGUUAUUAAACACAAAGUUUACUGUCACUUAAGAUCUUUUGUAGGGCAUUAUUAGAAAUCAUUCACAAAAAAAUCCUUAAACAUACAUAAACUGUAAUUUUUUGAUAGAAGGAUUAUUUUAGUUAAUGAAGUACUGCAAAGAGAUUCAAUAUGAAUUAUUAAGGACAAGUUAACAAAAAUGGUUCUUUUUUAUAGGCAAUUACCUAGGCUCAUCUCAGACUAUGGUCAACAUCCGCUCAGCCUUGCAAAUGUGAAGCAUUAUUGUCUCUAAACAUGUAUUUGUAUCAUUUGUCAAGUACAAUUCACUUCAAUGAAAUAAAAUAAGUGAAUUUUCCUUGGUAGUUAUUUGGGGAGGAGAAAGCCAUAUUUUAAUUUAAUUCAUUUGUAGGAUCAAGUGCACUGGACUUUUCCAGUUGCUUAAUAAAAUAAAAGUCAUUUCUCAUUAUGUUAAAUAUAAAAUAAAUACAACACUGUUUCAUGGUAAUCAUGGUUAUAUUCUUUUGAAUGUGGGCAUGACUGAAUGCAUUUGGAACUUACAUACCACCAUUAAAAUCAGCCAUUCA
This is a messenger RNA of Hipposideros armiger (great roundleaf bat), 4778 nucleotides long. It is a transcript of the gene GCNT1, whose product is annotated as glucosaminyl (N-acetyl) transferase 1. NCBI's taxonomy places the organism in Eukaryota, Metazoa, Chordata, Mammalia, Chiroptera, Hipposideridae. The transcript has 2 exons. Gene Ontology annotation, molecular function: beta-1,3-galactosyl-O-glycosyl-glycoprotein beta-1,6-N-acetylglucosaminyltransferase activity. Gene Ontology annotation, cellular component: membrane. The record is from RefSeq and is a predicted model, not a curated record. The coding region runs from base 293 to 1579 and encodes 428 amino acids.